This is a messenger RNA of Exaiptasia diaphana, 850 nucleotides long. RefSeq names its product magnesium transporter NIPA2. The record is from RefSeq and is a predicted model, not a curated record. Gene Ontology annotation, biological process: magnesium ion transport. Gene Ontology annotation, cellular component: membrane. Gene Ontology annotation, molecular function: magnesium ion transmembrane transporter activity. The transcript is spliced from 3 exons. Bases 82 to 333 code for a protein of 83 amino acids. NCBI's taxonomy places the organism in Eukaryota, Metazoa, Cnidaria, Anthozoa, Actiniaria, Aiptasiidae.
ACACUUAGCUACAGGAAAUGACGUCAUCACAAACUCGGAAAGACUGGGCUCGAAUUAGUCGUGAAAAUCAGACGAAAUAAGAUGGCGAGUUCUGUUGGUGGUAUACCUACCACUUAUCAUAACCAGAGCGAUCCAAACGCAGCUUCGUCUAGAGAUUUCUACACCGGUCUUGGAUUAGCCAUCAGUUCUAGUUUGUUCAUAGGAACUAGUUUCAUUGUCAAGAAAAAAGGACUUCUAAGAGUUGCAAAAAGGGCUGGAGUGAGAGCAGGACAAGGUGGGUAUGCUUAUCUCAAGGAAUGGCUUUGGUGGGCGGGCAUGAUUUCAAGUAAGUAGAUAUCCUUUCAUCUAUAACACGGAUAGAUGUUAAAAAAAUUAGGUUGAGCGAUUCAGUCAGUCAUGAAGGAUGGAUAACAUGAGUUAUAACAUUAUUAUGACCACAUAUGGAAAUUAUCGCCACGUAUCGACAGUAGAUAUCUCAUUACUAUACCUUGUGAAUCUGUCGUAUUAUUGUAUUUCAAUACAUUUUUUAAAUGCAUUUCAAUUUAGUUCAUGAUCAGAUAUUUGAAGGUCUAUAUCAUCUAUUAUCAUUCACAAGUUAUGGUGUCAUACUGACUUAAAGAUGUAAUCCAAACAUGACCAUAGUUGUGAAAUUCAAUGCAGUUAGAAGCUUGCCUAUAUGAGUAUUAUGUGGACUAAAUCAUUUUAAAUUCUUGAUUAGAUUUUAUAUUAUAAAGUUUUCACUGUUAUGUGAAACAAGGAAAUACUGUAUAUCAAUACAUAUUUUUUGUUUCAUUACAUCACUAAUCCUUGAUUUUGACAGAAAUAAACUAGCUAAUAUUAAUUAAUUUAC